AUGCGCACUUCAACCACUCUUGCUGGCCUCAUGUUGGCCAUGGGCACUUUUGCUCUCCCCACCGACGCCAACGGGCUCGCUGCUCGUGCUGAUCCCUUCCAGCAAGGUGGCCAGCAGCAGCAGCAAGGCCAGUUCGGCCAAGCUCCUCAGCAGCAGCAAGGCCAGUUUGGCCAGGGCUACGGCCAGGGCUAUGGACAGCAAGGCCAGAACAAUCGGGGUCCCGGAGGAUACUACGACCCUAACAACUACCAGAACCGGCCUCAACUUGAUGUUGGUUGCCCGGACUGUGACAAGUACUCUCACCAUGCUUAUGAGAACUCCAACACCAAGUCGACUCAUACUCACUGCGAGAACGGCUGCUGCAAGCCCGAGGAGCCCCCUUGCCCCAAGCCCGAGCCCCCUUGCCCCAAGCCCCAGCCUCCUCCCUGCCCCAAGCCCCAGCCCAAGCCUUGUGAGCCUGGCUGCACCAAGCCCUGCUGCCAGGGCAAGUACCCCUACGGUUACGGAGAGAAGAGGGCUUAG
Molecule: messenger RNA, 522 nt
Organism: Clonostachys byssicola
Lineage: Eukaryota; Fungi; Ascomycota; Sordariomycetes; Hypocreales; Bionectriaceae
Source: the annotation of a GenBank genome assembly